Messenger RNA from Phlebotomus argentipes, 3834 nucleotides. Its product is annotated as mRNA-capping enzyme-like. The transcript has a single exon. Bases 1692 to 3494 code for a protein of 600 amino acids. Gene Ontology annotation, molecular function: mRNA 5'-triphosphate monophosphatase activity; protein tyrosine/serine/threonine phosphatase activity; mRNA guanylyltransferase activity. The record is from RefSeq and is a predicted model, not a curated record. NCBI's taxonomy places the organism in Eukaryota, Metazoa, Arthropoda, Insecta, Diptera, Psychodidae. Gene Ontology annotation, biological process: protein dephosphorylation; 7-methylguanosine mRNA capping.
CACUUCAGUGUUCCUUCCAUGAAACCUGCCGACGGCAAUGGAAUCCGAUUUGAAUACGAGUAACGGACACGAAUAUGUCUGCUUAUGAAAUUAUUAAUAUUUAUUAUUAAAACGUUAUUGAAAAAUACAGUCUAUCGAUGAAAUCAAUACUAAGUUAUGAUACAUAUCUUUAAUUGUAAUGCUAUGUGGCUUGUCACAGUGAUAAACGGAAUAUAAUAGAGAAUUUGUUUCUAAGUAUUGAGUGACGGUUACACUGAAGAAAGGAUUGUCAGCCAAAAUGCCACUUAAUUCUCGAUUAUGACGAGUUGGUAAAACUGGGUAAUCAAUAGGCAUUUGCAAAGAUUUAAAACAUUUUCAGGUAAUUAACACCCUUUUGAGGUGAAGGCCAUAAAAAAUAAUCCCACUCUUGAUUGGAUUCUAAUGACGGAUUAACUUUCAGCAGACGUUUAUUGGCUUUGAGAGAAUCUCUCCUAAUCAUGUGCACUCAUUUCCUGUGAAUUCUUUCACAUUUCUCCCAAAGCGCUACACAUAUUUUCUAAAAUGUACAAAAUAAAAACUUGUAGAAAUUAUCAUGCCUUAUGUGAAUGAAUGGUCCCGGGUUCAAUCCUCACCUUCUGAAUGCUGUGAGCGAUUGACUCGGCAAGGGAAAUAAAAAGACAUUUUUAAUGCCAACAGACGAAACUGACUGUUGAUUUCCAACUUGAGGUUAGUAAAACUUCAAUGGAAAUGUUUCCCUUGGCCAGAAAAAAAGGAAUAUAAGGAAAGCAUUCAUUCAUGUGUUGGGAGUUAUUUGGUCAAUUGACACCCGCAAAACGCAAUAAAUCUAAUUGGCCAUGGACAAAGAUAUAACAAAUGAGUAAAAAUACAUGGAAAUAUCAAGGAAAAGAACUGGAUUGUUAUGGGGGGAAGCAAUUUUCUGGGGUAAUCAUAGGCUGCAUCGGAUAAAGAGCCUCACGGACAAGUCCAUCAGCAAGACAAUGCCGCCAGCAAAUCAGCAACAACCCACAAACUAAUAAAGAUGACUCAUGCAUCUGCCCAGCCGGAUUGGACAUCCAGAAUGAGGACAAUUCCAUUCAUGGCGACCACGGCGAGCACAGGAAAAACGCAUCACAACGUUCGGAACACAAACGAAAAUCGUUCAGCAGAGCUUGAGGAAGAUAAAAGGCCACCAACCAAAGAUCUCCACGCUCCCGAACUUAGAAAUUAAGGAAUUAACUGUAUCUAUCUAUAUGAAUGAAUACAUAUUCUUUCUUAGAUUUCAAUCCUAUAAGAAAAAGUUGGUUUUUCACUUGGAAGCUAUUCUUUUGCAAGUAUCCUAUUGCUUUUAUUUAUGUAAAUAUCAAAAUACUUCUAGUCUGGAAAUAUAUCAAGGAAAGUUAAGUAAAGAGUGUGUCCUCAGUCACAAAUUUCAUUUGCAAAUACUUAAACUCCGCCCCAUUGUGCUUAUGGUGCUUAUAAUGGGGUGUGCCCAAUCUACCUGAUUACCAAGUGAAUACCUGGAAAAGUCAUUAAGGAGAUCGCCUCGAUCCUUUUCCGUGCGGUCAUAGGCUGUGACCCUUUCGGGUCAAAGGUAUAAAUACGACCCACUUUGCCUCAGAGGUUCAUACCCCAAAGAUCUUCUGAAGUAAACAGAUCGUUCUUAAAGUUACUCUUGUUGUUCCUUGUGUUGUGCAAACCAGUAAAAGUUUAACAUGGCGAACACCAACAACUCUGAAUAUCGUGAGAAUCCCAGUCCGGGUUCAAGUCAUAGUUCAAGUGAUUCAUCCAGUCGCUCUGAAACACCAAAGCAUCGAGAGAAUGGACACCGAAGCCCAGGACCCGUGCCGGAUCGAUGGCUUCACUGUCCUAGGAAAUCAGAUGGCUUUAUAGCGGACAGAUUUCUGGCAUUCAAGACGCCUUUGGACGAGCGCUUCGACUCCCAGCUUCCCGUCGAGGCAUACUUCUCGCCGGAAUUGGUGAUGCAGAGCCUCCGCGUGCAGAAGAGACGCCUGGGCUUGUGGAUUGACCUGACCAACACCACGAGAUUCUACGAUCGUCGGAUUGUGAAGAACUUCAAUGCGAAGUACGUGAAGCUGCAGUGCCGAGGACACGGAGAGACGCCAUCGAAGGAGCAGACAAAUAUGUUUAUUCAACUUGUGGACAACUACCUCGUGACUCAUCAAGACGACAUCAUUGGCGUGCACUGCACCCACGGAUUCAACCGCACGGGCUUCCUGAUCGCGUGCUAUCUGGUGGAGAGACUGAACUUCUCCGUAGAGGCCGCAAUAGGAUGCUUCUCCGACGCUCGACCGCCUGGAAUCUACAAACAAGACUACAUAGAGGAGCUCUUCAGACGCUACAACAACACCGAUCAAGUUCCUGACGCACCAGCGCUUCCAUCCUGGGACAAUGUGCCGAGACCCAAGCGACGCCGAGAGUCAUCCAGUCCCUCCGAAGGCGACGAUUCACCAUCGCAGCGCAAGAAGAGACGUUUGUGUGCCGAUGCCAAGUUCGUCGAUGGCAUCAGUGGAGUGGAAUUGAUGUUGGAUCGUAAUCUAGUGAACCAACUCCAGGACAAGUGCCGUGAAAUGUGCAACUACAGCGGCGAUGGUUUUCCGGGGACUCAUCCCGUAUCACUGAGUGCGCGCAAUCUCACAUCCUUCAACGUGAGGCCCUAUCGAGUGUCGUGGAAGGCCGAUGGCACGCGCUACAUGAUGCUGAUCCUGGACCAAGGCCAAAUCUACAUGUUCGACCGAGACAACAACUGCUUCAAGGUGAACAAUCUCACGUUCCCGCAUGCGAAGAACUCCAAUGGCCACUUGAAGGACACGCUUCUCGACGGCGAAAUGGUCCUGGACAAAGUCAACGGCGCAACAAUUCCACGCUUCCUCAUCUUCGACAUCGUGUGGUUCAACGGGAAAAACGUCACGGAUAUGGACUUCUUCCCAGACCGCGGAAGCAUCAUCGACAGGGAGAUCAUCGGGAUUCGGGCAGACUACAUUGCGCACGGCCACAUCAAGAGGCAAGAAGAGCCAUUUGGAAUUCGCAUCAAGCACUUCUGGGACGUCGCCGAUACAGGACUCCUGCUGCAGCCAAAGUUCUGUGACAGCCUCUCACACGGCUCCGACGGACUUGUGUUCCAGCCCAAGUUCGAGCCCUAUCGCUCUGGACGGUAUCCUUAUGUGCUGAAGUGGAAGCCGCCGCAGCAGAACUCCGUAGACUUCCGGCUGAAGAUCAUGCACGACGGCAGGACUUCUAGGGCUUUUCUAUAUGUCACGCAGCACAAAGGACCCUUCGCCGAGAUGCGCUACUCCCGUACCAUCCGGCAUUUCAACAACAAGAUCAUCGAGUGCAAGUUCGAGAACAACGCCUGGGUCUUCAUGCGAGAGCGCACAGACAAAUCCUUCCCCAACAGCUUCAAUACGGCUCAGGGCGUCAUCGAAUCCAUCCUUCAUCCGGUGACCACAGAGGUUUUGUUGGACUACAUCAAGAACCACCGAUUCAACCUAGACUAGUGCCUAUAAUCCUUUGGAAUAAAAAUUGUUAGUUUUAAGAGUUAGAUUAGUACAAUUGUGUUGACUAUUGUGGAGAAUAUCAUUCUCAAUUUCAAUCAUUUCUCAAUUAAGCAUAGAUAUUUUUAAGAUUGCAAUGUAUUUCAUGGAGGAUUUUUCAAAGUGGAAAUGUAAGAAGCAAAUUCAAUGUGUAUAAGCAUUAUAAAUGGAAAAUGUUAGACUUAGAAGCUUGUAAUCACUGUUAUUUUGUAAUAUAAAAAAUCUUUUAAAUUAAUGACGUUGUUUUCGAUAAGGGAAUCUCAUCGUGUUUGUUUGCUCUCCAAACUUGUUUCCAACAAACCAU